Mesorhabditis belari is the source of this 615-nucleotide messenger RNA. NCBI's taxonomy places the organism in Eukaryota, Metazoa, Nematoda, Chromadorea, Rhabditida, Rhabditidae. The record is from the annotation of a GenBank genome assembly.
AUGUUAUUUUCAGCUUUAAGUAUUUUAUCUUUUCUGUUAGCCACGAUUACUGCACAAUAUUCUGAUGAUUUUGUGAGAAAUACAAUGUGGCCAUUAGCAGCUGGAGCUUACAUAACAAAUCAGCAAGAGUGCAUCACGAGUGGAACCGGUGAUGGAAAAUUGAAAAGAAAAAUCGAUGUUUCCUGUGAUAUUCUGAAUGAAACUUGUUCUGCUUACACAGCCUCAUCCGAUUCAAAGAAAGCUCUUAUUUUGGCAUGGCGUGGCUCCCAAGUCAACCUCGAAGUGCCAAUGGAAAUGCUUGAUAUCCUUUUUGGGAAGCAGUUAAUCUUCCCUGGUGGAGGUAAAGUGGCCGAUUUCUUCUAUAACGCUAUGCUAAAGCUAUGGAACAACGGAGUCAAGGACGAUUUCUUUACGUUGAGACAACAGUAUCCUGACUAUGAUGUUUGGGUGACUGGACACUCCCUUGGUGCAGCGAUGGCGAGCUUGUCAGCCGGCUACUUGGCACAGUUGGGAUUAGUGCCGAUAGAGAAGAUUAAGUUGGUCACUUUUGGACAGCCGAGAACCGGAGACUCGACAUACGCUGCCUUUAUGGACACUGUUCGUUUUUUGAUCAGU